Nicotiana attenuata is the source of this 1142-nucleotide messenger RNA. Its product is annotated as sulfated surface glycoprotein 185-like. The record is from RefSeq and is a predicted model, not a curated record. Lineage: Eukaryota; Viridiplantae; Streptophyta; Magnoliopsida; Solanales; Solanaceae. The transcript has a single exon. Bases 62 to 547 code for a protein of 161 amino acids.
AUAUACCCACUUCUCCACCAACUUAUUGUAUUUCUACAUUUCGAUAAGUGCCUUCUCGCAAAUGGGGGAUCCUCCAAAUUCUCGAUUCAUUUUGUGCAGCUUCAAUUUGCUUCUUCUCCUUUCACUCAAUGUCCAAAUUAUUCAAGCUAUGUCAACUAUCACAGCAAUGGCCAAAGACCAAAUAGCUUGCAAUAUGUGCGCCGAAUGUGAAAACCCAUGUCAGCCCAUUUUGUCUCCACCACCACCGUCACCUCCACUUCCAUGCCCUCCUCCACCGUCACCACCGCCUCCAGAACUACCACCGCCACCUCCGCCUUCUCCUCCCCCACCCUCACCAGUCAAUAAUUGUCCACCGCCUCCCUUACCACCCCGUUCUUGCCCGGGAGACUGCUCUCUGCAGCCUCUAACACCGCCUUAUAAUAAUCCUUCCAUCUACCCGUAUUUCACACCACCUUCAGCUAAUUCUAGCAAAUCCGUUCAAUUCAAGAAUCAUCCCUUCGUUACUUGUCUCAUUCUUGCCGUUGCAUGCCUUUCACUUAUCCUAUAGACCUUAAAAUUACAGGUCUAAUUUAGCCUAAAGCACUAUUUAAUAUGGUGUCAUAUUGUUAGUUUUAGCUAAAUCAGCACAAUUUUUCCUUAAAAUGUUUUAACGUCUCUAGGAAAAUCUUUAUGUUUUAUGUAACGUGUUUUUCUUAUUGGAGUUUGAGUGGGACUUUGUUCGUAGCCAAAUUUCAGAAUUAACUGUUGUGUAACAUCUGUGUUUGUUUACUUCAUUGUUUUAUCCAAAUAAAAUAUAUAGACGUUUCAGGUUUAGACAAUGUGCAGGCUGCAAGAAGAAAUUAAGGCCAAUUAGAGAUAGAGAGGACCAAAGAGAAAUGAUGGGAAAAUAAAGAUGGUGUGUCAAAUUGCCAUACACAAAGAAUGUGGAUUCGGAUCGGAGGACAUCUCAUAUGCUUCUAAAAGGAUAGUAGGAAUAGUUUUCUUUUGCCUUUAGGUAGUGGAAUAAAGUGGCUCAAGUACUAUUGAAGAAUCACAUGCUUAGUUCUAGCUACACCAUUGCUGAUAUUACUAAAUUUUUCUUAUUUAAUACGUGUACUCAUCCUAUUCUAUAAUGAAACCUCGAAUUAGUUUCUGUGCACCAA